AUGAAAGACGGAAAAUCAUAUGGACGAUUCUUCCGCGCUGCGCAGUUUGUGGCGAGUUACACCAAGCAUAAGAAGCUGACCCUCGACAAAGCGGGAGACUCGGAUAACUUGGAAAUCGUCACACCCGCACGACAGGCUUUUAAAUCGUUGACAACAGACCUCAAAAAAUGGGAGGACUCCGAUUACACAGGAGUAAGGGCUGCUGGCCUGCUCCGAGCAAUAACGUCCAAGGCACGGAAGAGAGCAGGCAAAACAAACAUAGCACUGGACCUGAACACCUCAGACGAUCUAGCUAAACGCGUCAGAAGCAAAGUAACCAAGGCGGCACGCAUGCACACCAGGAAGAUAGUGCCGACUACCAUUGCGACAGACCUUCAGCUCAAGGGCAUCAAGCUGGCCAAGGCAACGCAAUCAACCUUAUACAAGCACAUCAGGAACGAGAAAAACAGUAAAUACACCGGACGCAGGAGGACAGUGAAAGUCCUGAGCAGCAUAACUGAAUAUAUGGAGCGCAUCUGGAAACUCAAAGUGUCACCCAAGGAUAUUUGGAAGGCAACAAGACACAAGGACUUGAGCAGAACAACAAGAUAUUUCCUCUGGAUGACCAUGCACGACGCAUAUAGUAUGAUAGGAGAGAACUGGACGAGGACAUCAUACAACGAGGAACUGAGAGAGGGGGGAGUGCAAGAAAUGCAAACACGACGGAAACCAUGCACCACAUACUCUUUGAUUGCACCUCACCCGGACAAGACACAACAUGGGAAUUGA
This is a messenger RNA of Psilocybe cubensis, 768 nucleotides long. RefSeq lists its product as uncharacterized. NCBI's taxonomy places the organism in Eukaryota, Fungi, Basidiomycota, Agaricomycetes, Agaricales, Agrocybaceae. The coding region runs from base 1 to 768 and encodes 255 amino acids. The record is from RefSeq and is a predicted model, not a curated record. The transcript is spliced from 3 exons.